AUGAAGAGUUUGAGGAGGGACUUCUCCUCAAAUCCGCAAGCUGCUAAUGUCACGAGCAAAGUCUUCGUGAGGUCCACGAAAAGUGGGAAGGUGCAAAAGAUUGUUCGAGAGCUUUAUCUGAGACAAGACAUUCCUUGUUCCUCGAAGCUCUGCUCAAUAUGCCCUUCGAUCGCACCGGCUGACGCCAAUGGAAACAUUGCGCCGUUCGUCCUCUCCGAUCGUCCCGCCGGCACGAAGGCAUUUCCCCGCGGCCACUAUCUCGUCCCCGAUACAAAUGCGCUGCUGAAUGGAAUGGAUCUGUUUGAGCAUACCGGCGCCUUCUUUGAUGUCGUUAUUCUGCAGACCGUCCUCGAAGAGCUCCGAAACCAGUCGUUACCUCUCUACAAUCGCCUUCUCUCCCUCAUCAAAACUGAUGAGAAGCGCUUUUACCUAUUCUUCAACGAAUUUCGCCUGGAGACGCAUGUGCGCAGAGGCCCGGAGGAGUCGAUCAACGAUCGUAACGAUCGAGCCGUGCGCACCGUAGCUAGCUGGUAUGGCGAGCACCUCCGAGAGUCCGCAGCAAAGAAAGGCAAGAAGGAGAAAUCUGUUCCUGCGAUCGUUGUUAUUACCGAUGACAAGGAGAACCUCCGCAAAUCGAAGGAGGAGAAUGUCACAGCUUUGUCGUUGUCAGAUUAUGUGGCCGGUCUGGAAGACUCUGAGAAGCUUCUGGACAUGAUCAGCGAAGCCAGAGAAGCACGGGAUGCAAAGGGUGCACGCGGGGAGCUCUUCUACCCCGAGUACUAUUCGAUGUCCAAACUCAUGACUGGGUUGCGGGCCGGAAAUCUUCACCAAGGAGUAUUCAAUGUUUCGCCCUACAACUACCUCGAGGGCUCUGUCAAUGUUGCAGCCUUUGAUAAGCCACUUCUCAUUCUUGGCCGUGACAAUAGUAACCGCGCGAUUGCAGGCGAUGUUGUUGUGAUUGAAGUAUUGCCAAAGGAUCAGUGGAAAUCCCCCUCGACAAAACUCGUGGACGAAGAGGCAGUGACCCGGAAUGACAACCCCGAUACUGAGGAGACGGAAGCCGUCGUUUCAGAUAGAGAGCGCAAAGCUCUUCAAGAUGAAGUCAAGAAAGCUCACAGCAAUCGCUCCGAUGGAAAGCCGCAACCAACCGCCCAUGUCGUUGGAGUAAUCAAGCGUGGCUGGCGUCAGUACGUCGGUCAUGUGGAUUCCAACUCGACCGGUUCCCAGGCCGCUUCCGGCCGGAGGCAACAAAAUGUCUUCGUGCUACCCAUGGACAAGCGUGUUCCUAAGAUCAGAGUUCGCACCAGACAAGCCGGCGAUCUGCUGGGUCAACGUAUUCUUGUCACCAUUGACUCUUGGGACCGGGAUUCUCGGUAUCCUACUGGGCAUUUCAUUCGCUCCCUGGGUGAGCUGGAAACAAAAGGAGCGGAGACGGAAGCUCUUCUUUUGGAGUACGAUGUACAGUACAAGCCUUUCCCCAAAGCUGUUCUGGACUGUCUGCCGUCGGAGGGACACGAUUGGAAGGUCCCUGCCUCAAAAGAGGACAAGGGCUGGACAGGCCGACGAGACCUGCGUGAUUUGAUCGUUUGCAGUAUCGAUCCCCCUGGAUGUCAGGAUAUUGAUGACGCUCUCCAUGCACGCCGUCUGCCGAACGGCAACUUCGAAGUUGGUGUCCACAUUGCAGACGUCUCACACUUCGUCAAGCCCAACAACGCGAUGGAUCUUGAAGCUAGUGUACGUGGCACGAGCGUUUACCUUGUUGACAAGCGUAUCGACAUGCUUCCACAUCUUCUUGGUACAGAUUUGUGUUCUCUGAAGCCAUACGUGGAGCGUUAUGCCUUCUCUGUUAUCUGGGAGUUGACCCCCCAUGGAGAAAUUGUGUCUUCGGACUUUACCAAAUCGGUCAUUCGCUCGCGUGAGGCAUUUAGCUACGAACAGGCUCAGCUUCGCAUUGACGACCCUUCGCAAAAAGACGAACUGACCGAGAGCAUGCGGCACCUCUUACACUUUUCAAAGAUUUUCAAGCAGAAGCGUUACGACGCUGGUGCUUUGAACCUUGCUUCCCCAGAAGUUCGCAUUGAAGCCGGCGAUGAAGCCGGCGACCCUCUGACGGACGUCAAGACUAAGGCCAUGCUCGCCACGAAUAGCUUGGUCGAAGAAUUCAUGCUUCUCGCCAACAUCUCCGUUGCUUCGAAGGUUUUCAAUUCCUUCUCGCAAACCGCGCUGUUACGACGACACGCCACUCCCCCGCCUCAGAACUUCGAAGAACUUAUCAAUCAGCUGUCGAAGAAGCGGAACAUGGAACUUGAUGUUUCCAGCUCUGGAGCCCUCGCCAACUCCCUGGACCGCUGUGUCGACCCCAAAAACCCGUUCUUCAACACCCUUGUCCGUAUCCUGGCAACCCGAUGCAUGACCUCUGCGGAGUAUUUCUGUGCAGGCGCCCACGCCGAGUCUGAGUUCCGCCACUACGGUCUUGCCUCGCCGAUCUACACCCACUUCACCUCGCCUAUCCGUCGAUAUGCCGAUCUGCUCGUCCACCGACAGCUGGCUUCCGCUAUUGGCUACGAAGGUGAGGAUGGCCAUGCUGUCGCCGAAGGUGUCAGCACUCGUGGCAAGCUGGAGGAUAUCUGUCGCAACAUCAACUUCCGCCACCGCAAUGCUCAGUUCGCCGGCCGCGCCAGUAUUGAAUACUACGUCGGCCAGGCACUCAAGGCCCGCGGCGAGAAGAUGGCUGCAGGCGGUGAUAACACGGGUGUCGACGAAGAGGGCUACGUUAUGCGUGUCUUCGAGAACGGUGUCGUGGUCUUUGUGCCUCGCUUUGGAAUUGAGGGUGUCGUUCGUCUGGAGGACUUUGUGCUCCCGGGUGAAUCAGGUGUUUACUCGGCCGCAGAGAGACGGGAGUUCGCAGUCCACCGGACCACCGAGUUCGAUAAUGAGGAAUACACCCUGCGCGUGGAGGAGAAGGGUCACCCGGAGAAGGAACGUGGAGUGACUGUCGAGCUCUUCCAGAGAGUCCAGGUCAACGUCAGCUCCGUCAAGGAAGAGGGUCGCGCUGCCGGCAAGAGGAGAGUCCGGAUUCUCAUUACAGGUUCGACCGACAAAUAG
Molecule: messenger RNA, 3105 nt
Organism: Penicillium cinerascens
Lineage: Eukaryota; Fungi; Ascomycota; Eurotiomycetes; Eurotiales; Aspergillaceae
Product: exosome catalytic subunit DIS3
Exons: 2
Coding region: 1-3105 (1034 amino acids)
Biological process (GO): rRNA catabolic process
Cellular component (GO): cytoplasmic exosome (RNase complex); nuclear exosome (RNase complex)
Molecular function (GO): endonuclease activity; RNA binding; 3'-5'-RNA exonuclease activity
Source: RefSeq, a predicted model, not a curated record